Molecule: messenger RNA, 720 nt
Organism: Vicia faba (fava bean)
Lineage: Eukaryota; Viridiplantae; Streptophyta; Magnoliopsida; Fabales; Fabaceae
Source: the annotation of a GenBank genome assembly
AUGGACUGGUUCUCUUGGUUAUCCAAGACCAACCUAGACCCUUUUCUACUCUACGAGUAUAGCCUCACUUUUACCCGCAAUGAGCUUCAACUACAAGACUCAAUCCACUUCACCCAUGAGUUUCUUCAAAGCAUGGGAAUUUCAGUUGCCAAACACAGACUAGAAAUUCUCAAGCUUGUCAACAAACAAAAUGACAAAGUGCCAAAAAACACCAAUAAGUUUUCUUUGGUUGUCAAAAAGUAUAUAAAGAAGUGUCUUAGCAAGGCCAUUCUCCAUAAAGAAGAAAAGAAAAACAUGAACAUGAUUUCAUUGCAACAAGAGCAAAAUUGGAACCAAGGGAAAUGGAGAAGAGCAUUGGUAAGUGAGGAACUCAAAGGAGAAAAGGGUAUGCAUAGAAAUAGGAAAAUAGCAUUUUCAGGGCCUUUAGAUGGAAGAAUGUAUGAUGAGAAAAUGGUAAAUACCAACAAAAAAAUGUUGAAAUUUUCAGGUCCUCUUGAUGGAAAGAUGAAUGAAAGAAAAAUGGUUUACACAAAUAGAAGUCCUAUGAGAAAUAGGCCUAUUGAUGGAAGGUUUGUGGACACUACAACAAGAAGUCCAAGAUUUUCUGGACCAAUAAGCCCAAUUGAUUAUCAUUGUCUCUACAACAAGACAAAAGAUUAUUAUGAUUUUGAGGAUUCUGAAAUGUGGCAUGCAUUGUUUGAAGAUCUUAAACCAACUUGA